AUGCCACAAAACUUGGACCAAACUGUGGAGAAUAAAAUCAAUCAAUAUUAUAUGGGAGGGAGAACAAGUGUCCAUGUGAAAAGGCUGGAAGUCUUUGGGCCGCAUGCGGAUUUAGCGUUGCCAGUGGACUCUAAGUUCAAAAUUACUGAACUUGAUGCAAAACAUUGUAAUUUUGAAUACUACCUUCCAAUUAUCGACCCGAUCAGUUUUCCGCUAAAAUAUCUGAGAUGUAAAUUGGCCGGACUCCAUACUUACAAUCACCCGGUCUUCCGUUCUGCGGAAUCUCUUGCAUUUAACAUUUUCGAAGAACAAAGUGAAGCAGAAAUGAUAUGUCUUCAUAAACUACCAUGCAAAACUAUCUCAUUCGAACAUUACUCCCUCGAUAUGAUUGAUAUGGUGAGUAUGAUCCGAUACUGGAUGAAACAUCCAAAAGAGAUUGGCACAAAGUACACGUUUGUCGAGUUUGAUAGUAAACUUGUGUAUAGUGAGUUGAUACAUUUGAAACGAGAGUUUGAGGAAAUUCGACAUGAUUUGGAAGGAACAACUGUGAAAGGCAACAACUAUCCACGUUUUUUGAUUUCAUUAACUCUGACAUCGAAGCUUCAUGUUUAUGCAAUUGACAACAAUGAACCACAUCUCUUAAACUUUAUCAUCAAAUUAGUACCGGAAUCUGGAGCGGAAUUUUCUGGAACUGAGCAACAGAUGGGCGCUCAAUUGUCAAUUGAAUAA
Molecule: messenger RNA, 729 nt
Organism: Caenorhabditis remanei
Lineage: Eukaryota; Metazoa; Nematoda; Chromadorea; Rhabditida; Rhabditidae
Exons: 2
Coding region: 1-729 (242 amino acids)
Source: RefSeq, a predicted model, not a curated record